Arabidopsis thaliana (thale cress) is the source of this 2106-nucleotide messenger RNA. Its product is annotated as Mannose-binding lectin superfamily protein. The transcript is spliced from 6 exons. Lineage: Eukaryota; Viridiplantae; Streptophyta; Magnoliopsida; Brassicales; Brassicaceae. Gene Ontology annotation, molecular function: carbohydrate binding. Bases 140 to 1945 code for a protein of 601 amino acids. The record is from RefSeq and is marked reviewed.
UUUUUUCGUUAAUGAAAGACUCAAAACUUGUACAAUAAAUAAGAAAGAAACCCUUCGUCCAUGAGCUUUUAAUUUUAUACCACCUCUACAACAUAACAGCACUCUGAUCUCUCCUCUCCUCCACCAUCAACGAUCCUCGAUGUCUCAAGAUUCAAAUAUGUUCGAGAGAUUGGAAGCACAAGGUAAAAUAGAUUCUUCAAGCGAUUAUAAGUGGGACGAUGGAUCCGAGCAUGAUGACGUAACAAAAAUAUAUGUAAGCUUUGGUAAAGAAUGCAUAAGGAACAUCCGAUUCGACUAUAUCAAGAGUGGACAACCAAAAUAUGGAUCGUUCCAUGGUCCCACUUUUCAAGGCCUCCUCCAAACGUUUGAGAUUGACCAUAAAAAAGAUGAACAACUUGUAUCUGUUGAGGGUUAUUGCAAGCCCGGGUCGGAUUUGAUUCAAGGAGUUCAAUUCAAAACCAACUUGAGGAUUUCUGAAAUCAUAGGAUUUGAAAAAGCUAUAUUUGGUAAUCCUACUACGUUUUCACUAGCUGAGGAUGGAAAGAAGAUCAUCGGGUUUCACGGAUAUUCCAUGGCAAACCUAAACUCUCUUGGAGCAUACUUCACUUGGAUUUCUCCAACUAAGAUGGAAGCAAAAGGAGGAAAAGGAGGCACAGAGUGGAACGAUGGAGCUGAACAUGAAGGUUUUACAAAAAUAUAUGUACAAGGUGGUUGUGAUGGUAUACAAUACAUCAAGUUCGAUUAUGUCAAGGAUGGACAACAUAAAUAUGGGUCACCCCAUGGUGUCAAGGGUAGCGAAUCCACAGAACCGUUUGAGAUUAACCAUCUCGACAAAGAAUAUUUGAUAUCCGUGGAGGGUUAUUAUGAUGAAGGCGAUUCGGGGGUUAUUCAAGGAAUUCAAUUCAAAACUAAUAUAAAGACUUCGGAACUGAUAGGAGACAAAAAGGGUAGGAAGUUUUCACUAGCAGCCAAUGGAAAGAAGAUCAUUGGGUUUCAUGGAUAUGCUGACAAGAAUCUAAACUCUCUCGGAGCAUAUUUCACAACCUCUCCUUUGAUUUCAUUAGAACACACUACAGGUUCUGAUUUAGUUAAUCAUAUUUGGGAUGAUGGAAGUUUUGAAGGCGUAAGAAAAGUAUAUGUUCGCUAUGAUAGCUUGGAGAUAUGUUAUGUCGAGUUUGACUAUGACAACAAAGGCAAAGUGGAAAAGCGUGAGCAUGGGAUGUUUUAUUCAUGGGUACAACAAGGAGAGUUUGUGGUGGACUAUCCUAAUGAAUUUAUCACAUCUGUGGAGGGGACUAUGCGCACUGAAUCCUUUAUGCAGGUUGCAUCAUUGACUUUCAAAACAUCAAAAGGUAGAACUUCUUCGACGUUUGGAAGUCCAAGUGAUAGUAAAUUCUUGCUUGAAAGCAAAGGUUGUGGUGUUGUUGGGUUCUAUGGACGGUGUUUUAGUAGUAUUUUUGACCUUGGAGCAUAUUUUCGUCCGCUGCCGCCUCCUUCCAACACAGAGAAAGUAGAAGCAAAAGGUGGUGAUGGUGGAGCCUCUUGGGAUGAUGGUGGUUUUGACGGCAUUAGAAAUAUAUACAUAGGACACAACAAGAUGGGUAUCGCAUUCGUCAAGUUUCUUUACGAUAAGGACAGUCAGAUCGUGGUCGGAGAUGAUCAUGGUAGCAACACAUUACUAAGAGUUGACGAGUUUGAGUUGGAGCAUCCGGGUGAAUACUUGAUAUCUGUCGAGGGUAGUUAUGAUGUAGUAGAUGGAAGUGAGUCUGAAGUUAUACGCAUGCUUAGGUUCAAGACUAAUUUGCGAACCUCUCAACUCUUUGGACACGAGACAACGCCAAGCUUCAUACUCGAGAAGGAAUGUCACAAGAUCGUCGGGUUCCAUGGAAAAAUCGGUAAGAUGCUUCAUCAAAUUGGGGUCAAUGUUUUACCGAUUACAGAUUGAGCAUCUUCGUAUAUAUAUGAGUAUAUGACAUCCAAUGAAACAGUCUCGAGCCAGUACUCUACUACGUAUUAUUUCUUAAUGCUUUAUGGCUUGUAUUCCCCAUUUUCAUGUAAUAAGACAGCGUUUGCUUUUAAAACUCAGUUCUUUAAUAUUCAAUUAUU